CAAAACAUACGGCGCCAGGAGCCCAUGCGAAUAGUGAAAUGUUGUGUACGGAAAUGUUCGUAGGAUAUUUAGCUAGUAACGUUAACGUUAGUUCUUUUAAUGUGCAUGUUUUUUCAUAUGAAGGCAGUCAGACUCUCUUAAUCCAUGCAGUCAGGAGGAUCAUGGUUGAGGGGCGGGUUUAGUGCUAUGCUGGGAAUCCUUUUGCGUAGCGCAUCUGUAUCGGCAAAAACACAGCGAUGUGAGGCUCUGACGCUUCGCUUGCAAUGUCUCAGACAAAUUCAGUGAUUUAUCUGUACACGGUAUAGUUUAUCUACCUCGACCAACCUAGUCAAGAUUGAGCACUUCAACAUAAUGGGUGUGUGCCGCACAGGACUUCCCUGUUAGUCUUCAUAUAUAACCCAUCAAAAAGUAGCCUAAGAGUAAAAAAGUUUACUGAAUCAGGUGAGAGCAUGGCACAGGUAGAGGAGUCUCAAACUGAAGGAGAGGGUAGCCCUCAGAUGAUUUCCUUAAGAUCAGACAUAUCAGGGAACCACAUGGACGAUGGAGAAGUGGGACCCUCAAUAAGGAGGAAGAGGAGGAAGAAGAAAGACCCGCGUCCAGAGUCCAUUAUUGUUUACCGCUCUGAAAUGGAGAGGGCACCUGGAGAGGACCAAGGCGGUGAGGAGGGAGCAGAGAGAAGCACAGAAGAGGGUGCUAAAUUCCUCUGCACACCUACAGGAGAAGGAGGGUGGAGCCUUCCCCCAGACAGCCGCUACGUGACCCUGACAGGCACCAUCACCCGAGGAAAGAAGAAGGGUCAAGUGGUGGACAUUCACCUCACUUUGACAAAGAAGGAACUCAGGGAUCUGGCUAAGUCAAAGGAGCGUCUUGAUGCAGAGUGUGAGGCAGGAGAGGGCUCUAAACGCAACUGCAGCUUAGGUGUGUGCCAGGGACCCCAUGUUGUCCUGUGGAGCCUUUCCUGUGCCCCUGUGAUUUUCCUCCUCUCCUUCAUAACUUCCUUCUACUACGGCACUCUCACCUGGUACAAUGUCUUCCUGGUGUACAAUGAGGAGCGAACGUUCUGGCACAAGAUUACAAUAUGCCCCUUCCUCAUCAUCUUCUACCCCAUGCUCAUCAUGCCCAUGGCGCUCUCUCUGGCUCUAUAUUCCGCCGUGGUGCAGGUGUCCUGGGCCUUCAGCGAGUGGUGGCAAGCUGUGAGAGACCUGGAGAAAGGCUUCUGCGGCUGGGCCUGUGGGAAGCUGGGACUGGAGGACUGUUCCCCCUAUAGCAUAGUGGAGCUGCUUGACUCUGAUACUGUUUCUGGCACUCUGCAGAGCAAAGCCCCCAGUGAACUUGCCCAGACAUCAUCAGUGUAAAGUGUGGGGGUGUGUGGGAGAGAUGGGGGGGGGGGGUCUGAGGUCCAAGGCACAUGUUGAUUUAGGCCUAAGUCUCAUUUAAGUUGGUCACAGGAAAGUAUAUUAAAGCUGUUUCACUAUACCUUUCUGUAAAUGACAACUAAUCAAACCGCCUGAAUUGUCCUAAAAUGCUGAACUAUUGCUACAAAUUUUGUAAAGCAUGAUUGAAUCCAGAUCACUAUGGUGGGAGUGGUAAUGUUUUUUUUUUUACGUUUAUCCUCCUAUCACUGAAUCCUACUCAUAACAUUUUGAUACAUGUAGGCCUUGGUGCCUCCUGUAGUAAAGUAUAAAUAGACUGGCUGUGGACACGGAUACACACAUUGUUUUAGGCCUUGAAGUUAAACCAAGUUUCACUUCAUCUGUAAAUAUCUGUAAUUAAAUGUAUUAAGUUUAAGAGGAUGCAUUUCAAAGGCAACACUGUCUUGUAUUAACUCAUCAUAAUCUCUGUGAAGUUGUAUUUGAAGUAAGGCUGGAUUACCAUCUGGGAAAAGUGGACAACUGCUCCAAGGGCUCCAUGUGUCAAUUACUUUGUGGAAAUUAGAUUACUGAUUUGAUUGGGAAUAUGCACCAUUGAGCACAAUAUUGACUAAAACACUAAGCACCUUAAGAUGAGCAAUGUAUUGUUAAGGAGUUCUGUGUCAGCAUUACGUUUUUAAAGGGUAAGGAUGGCAUUACUUUAGUAAUUAGUCAGUUAAUUUAGUCAUUGAUUUGUGAUUAUUCUUGCAGAACAAUGGAAGUGUGUGGCUCAGAUAAAUAAGCUACAUCAGGCUUUGUAUACAGAGAGAAUACUUGUUAGAAGGAUUAAUCCAGUGUACAUUUUGGCCUUUCAUAAGUUUUGUUGACAAUUAGAAAAAUAUUGAAUAUUACCAGCCUUAUCCUGUAAUAACUGUAUUAUUCUGGAUGAUACUGUGCUUACAUGGUGCAUAUUCCUAAAAAGAUGUGUUUCAUCAAGAAGUACCCCAGCAUGCAAGUACUUGUUAGUGUCUGGGCAUCGAGGCUGAUUAUAUUUAAAGCUGCCAUGUGUUGCUGCUGUGUGCUGUCACCUAAAUGUACACAUCAAGUACAUAGUACAUAAACAAUGUACAGAGGAAGAGAGAUAACUCAUUUUUGGCCCAGGGCACUCUAGCAGGUCAAUUCAGCCAUAAUUUGAAGCCAUAGUCACAAAAGUUUUUUUCUACUGUCUUUUUUUCAUAUUUUAGGCAUCAUCAUCCCAGAUAUUUGUGAUCUUAAACUACUUGUAUAGUCUUCAGAGUUUUGUUCCACACACAAGUAAAAUGAAGUUCACUGUAAUUUUCCUCCUGAGAAUUCCUGUUACAUUUCCACACAGUCAUAUUUUGAAUGUUGAUUUAAUUUAUUUUAAAUAUUUAUGUCUAGUACACUUCUUGAAAUUGUUGCAGCUAGGUGUUUUAUGCGGAGCUGAUGGGGUUGGUUUAAGUUAAUCAGAUGGUUUAAAUAUUUGGUGAUUCAAAUGUUUAUGAUCAGACCUGGCUGGGUGGAGUAAUUUAAUUUUGUUUUCAUAAAGGCAGUGACACGGAUCAGUGUUUGUGGAUUGAGUCUGUAUUACACAUUACAUGUUCUGAAACCACAGGAUGCAAAGUAAAGAAUUACACAAAGAAAAUCAAGUGUUUGUCAUUACAUC
Molecule: messenger RNA, 3033 nt
Organism: Sander lucioperca (pikeperch)
Lineage: Eukaryota; Metazoa; Chordata; Actinopteri; Perciformes; Percidae
Gene: tmem169b
Product: transmembrane protein 169b
Exons: 3
Coding region: 450-1355 (301 amino acids)
Source: RefSeq, a predicted model, not a curated record